Molecule: messenger RNA, 1038 nt
Organism: Symbiodinium sp. CCMP2592
Lineage: Eukaryota; Dinophyceae; Suessiales; Symbiodiniaceae
Source: the annotation of a GenBank genome assembly
AUGCUAGGCACCAUGGAGCCCGUGAAGCCCGUGAGACAGCGGUUCUCCGAGCCCCAGAAGUUCGUGCCCGUGGCCUUCAUGUCCGGUACGAUGCUGUUUCUGUACCUGGUUUACGUGCUCCAGCACUGCGUGCCGCGGAUGCAGCUGGACGUGGCCCCAAAGCACGUCGACGAAGACAUCCGGGAGCGCGGACAGAUGGAGUUCCUCGUGUUUCACAUCCUCACGGCCAUGGUGGUUAUCUGCUACCUGCGGGCCAUCUUCACGACGGCUGGCACUAUCCCCGACGGAGACAGGCACUGGGACUAUCAGGCAGAAGAUAGCAUGGCCUCCUUCCUGCCGAGCUUCCUGAAAGAGACGAAGCGAUCUGGCGACAGGAGGCACUGCAAAUGGUGCAGCAAGUUCAAGCCUGACCGAACUCACCACUGCCGAGUCUGCCGCACCUGCACCUUGAAGAUGGACCAUCACUGCCCGUGGAUCUACAAUUGUGUCGGAUACUACAACUACAAAUAUUUCUUCCUGCUGCUCCUCUAUUCGGCGCUGGACUGCCACCUCAUGACUAUUACAAUGGCAGAGACUGUGGUCAGAACGACCGAAGUUCCCACUCCGUUCUUCUCCAUGUUCCUGGUUUUCUUUGCAGCCACUCUCGCAGCCUUCUUGGGUUUGCUGAUUACUCUCUUCUUCGGCUUCCAUUGCUAUUUGAUCGUAAACGCCAUGAGCACGAUUGAGUUCUGCGAGAAGCAUUUGCCAAAGGGGGAUGGCUCGGAGACGCAGAACGACUUGUAUGAUGCUGGCAUCUACAGCAACAUCAAAUCUGCACUCGGUGAUCAGGCGCUGCUGUGGCUCCUGCCCAUCAGCGGGCCAUCGGGCGAUGGCAUCAACUUCGCCAACGUCCCCAUCAGCCAGCAGCAAAAGCAGCCCCUGAAAAGCUACGAGGAGCUGGACGCCACCAGGAAAAUGGCCCGGAACGGGCGAGACCGGAAGAGGUACGAGAUGGGCGUGUGCGAUGACGAUGACACUCAUCCGAUGUACCGUCGCUAG